AUGGCUAGCAUAUUUAUUCUGGCUGAUGUUUCUCGGAAUCACAAACAAUACACAGGUGUGUUUCAUUUCGUUCUAAUAUCGAAAUCUGCCUUUGUGAUGGAGUCUCUCUUGAAGAAUCUCGAAAAACAUGUUACUUGCUCCAUCUGUCUGGAUACUUACACCAAGCCUAAGACCAUAGCUUGUCUUCAUACCUUCUGCCUGAAAUGUUUAGAGGAGCACGCUUUGAGAACACAAAGACAAGGACAAUUUCGAUGUCCCGAUUGUCAGGCACAAGUGAACAUCCCAGAAGGAAAUUGUUUCGAUAAUUUGCCGACUGGUUUUCUGCAAAACAGUUUGUUGAGUCUUCUCGCUGUACGACAAAGUGGCGAUGGAAGUCAGAUCAGUUGUGGUAUCUGUAAGAAAAAGAGCGCCGAGAUCAGCUAUUGCUUCGCUUGCGAAAAAUUACUGUGCCGUGAUUGUGUUAAUGCACACGAAUUGUUUCGAGAGAGCGCCUUUCAAGGACACAAAGUGACGGCAGUGAAACAGUUUCAAGCCGUAGAUUACGAGGCCUUGUUAAAGCGUCAGUCCUUUUGCCCUCAGCCUUACCACGAGAGAGAGGUAACCAGGUUUUUUUGCCUUGAAUACCAGAUUUGUGUUUGUCAAGUUUGCAUAAACACUGAUCACAAGAAUCAUAAUGUUGAUCCGCUUGAGAAAGCAGCGGAUGCCGAGAAAACAAACAUCAUGGCGGCAGUCGAGUCGAUAGAACAAAAGAAAAAAGUUUGUGGCGAUGCGAUUAACACUUUUCAACAAGUUGUUGUAGAGCUGGAGCGAAAUAUCACCGCUGCUAAACGAGAGGUUUCCCAAACAGCCGAGGAAAUGGUCGCGAAGAUUCGUGAACACGAGCGGAAAGCUACAAAAAUCCUCGAGAAUACACGCGUGUCUAGAAUGGAGAAAAUAAACUCUCUAAACGAGCAAGUAAAGUCAUUCAUCAAACAGCUUGACCAAGCAGUUCAGUUUGCAAAAAACCUGGUUGAGAGAAGCUCAAGUUCGGAUGUUAUGAAAAGUAAGAAGAGUUUAGAGCAGCGAUUUGGAGAUCUCGACAGGGCCACAGUCCCUUCGCUUCUGGUUAGCUCAUACGUGAAGUUUUUCUCGACUAAUGCACUUGACAACCUAAACCUGGGGUCAGUGAUAACCAAUGAAACAGAUGUACGGUUGUCAUCAAUGGAAGCUCUUACUGAAAAUCUCCAAGCUGGUCUGGAAGCAGAGCUUCUGAUUUGUCCAAGGCGGGAGAGUGAAGAAGAGCUUUCAAGUAAAUGUCAGCGUGAACUUGACGUUAAAGUGCUCAUAGAACCCGCUGAGGAUGUAGCAAGUUUAAGAAUUUUUAGAAAAGGAAAUGAUGAUUUCCACGUGAAGUUUGUUCCUAAAGUACCUGGCAUCUACAACAUGACAGUCAAGAUAAAUGGGAACAAACUUGUUACCAGUCCUUUCAGGGUCCAGGUAAAGGAACGACGGAUUGAUGUUGUGGGCGAGUUAGUUCUAAAAAAAGAAAUUUCUGAUAGUCCAAAUUGGAUUGUUGUCAACAGCAAAGGAACAAUCGCUCUUAGUGACAAUAAAAAAGACUGCAUUCUUAUGUUUGAUAAGGAUGGAAAUUUUGUGCGAAAAUUUGGUUCUCAUGGAAAAGGGCCUGGGGAGCUAUUUACUCCAGCUGGAUUGGCAUUCCUGAAUGAUGACGAGCUUCUGGUGGUAGAUGACAGAAAUGGCCGAAUUCAACAAUUCAAUGUACAGACAGGGAACUUUGUGAAGAGCUUUGGAGAGAGAGGGAAUGGAGACGGUGAAUUUAGAAGACCCGAAGGAAUUUCCAUAAAUAAUGAAGGACAUGUCAUUGUAGCGGAUUACUAUAAUAACAGAAUUCAGGUCUUGGACAAAGAUGGUAAAUUCAUGUUCAAAUUUGGAGACGAUGACCCUGGAAAGCUAAACGCACCUAGUGGAUGCAUUUAUCACAAAGACAAGUUCAUUGUAUCUGACAGUGGAAACCAUUGUUUGAAAGUGUUUGACAAAUCAGGGAAGUUCCUGUACAAGAUUGGAGAAGAAGGCAAAGCUGAUGGACAGCUUUCAAAUCCAUGGGGUUUGUGUGUUGAGAAAUAUGGCGAUCAUCAGAAUCUUUUGGUGUGUGACAAAAAUAAUAGAUGCAUUCAACAGUUUACAAUGGAAGGUCGUUUUAGUGGCAAAACUGUUAUUAAGCUAAACGAUUCGAGAGCAAUAGCUACAACACCAGAUGGUCGUAUUUUAGUUUGUGACUGUUUAGGAAAGAAACUUCAUAUCUUGAAAUAG
This is a messenger RNA of Pocillopora meandrina, 2310 nucleotides long. NCBI's taxonomy places the organism in Eukaryota, Metazoa, Cnidaria, Anthozoa, Scleractinia, Pocilloporidae. The record is from the annotation of a GenBank genome assembly.